Molecule: messenger RNA, 1278 nt
Organism: Knipowitschia caucasica
Lineage: Eukaryota; Metazoa; Chordata; Actinopteri; Gobiiformes; Gobiidae
Source: the annotation of a GenBank genome assembly
AUGUCGGGUCGGCCCAGGACCACAUCCUUUGCAGAGAGCUGCAAACCAGUGCCGCAGCCCUCUGCUUUCGGCAGCAUGAAAGUCAGCAGGGAUAAAGAUGGAAGUAAAGUAACGACAGUGGUAGCGACGCCAGGCCAAGGCCCCGAUCGGCCACAGGAAGUGAGCUACACGGACACCAAAGUCAUUGGGAAUGGCUCGUUUGGAGUAGUGUAUCAGGCCAAACUGUGUGACUCUGGAGAGAUGGUGGCCAUCAAGAAAGUGCUACAAGACAAGAGAUUUAAGAAUCGUGAGCUGCAGAUCAUGAGGAAGUUGGAUCACUGCAACAUCGUGCGGCUUCGCUACUUCUUUUACUCCAGUGGAGACAAGAAAGAUGAAGUGUACCUGAAUCUGGUCCUAGACUAUGUUCCAGAGACCGUGUACAGAGUGGCCAGACACUACAGCCGAGCCAAGCAGACUUUGCCGAUGGUUUAUGUCAAGUUAUACAUGUACCAGCUGUUCAGGAGUUUGGCCUACAUCCACUCUUUCGGGAUCUGCCAUCGGGACAUCAAACCCCAGAACCUGCUGCUUGACCCUGAGACGGCGGUGCUCAAGCUCUGUGACUUUGGCAGUGCAAAGCAGCUGGUGCGCGGAGAGCCCAACGUGUCCUACAUCUGCUCUCGCUACUACAGAGCGCCUGAGCUCAUCUUUGGUGCAACGGACUACACUUCCAGCAUAGAUGUCUGGUCAGCUGGUUGUGUGCUGGCAGAGCUGUUGCUAGGACAACCCAUUUUUCCUGGUGACAGUGGUGUGGAUCAAUUGGUUGAAAUUAUCAAGGUUUUAGGGACUCCGACUCGAGAGCAGAUCCGUGAGAUGAACCCCAACUACACAGAGUUCAAGUUCCCCCAGAUCAAGGCACAUCCUUGGACUAAGGUGGGUCAAAAAGUGUUUCGGCCACGCACGCCCCCCGAGGCCAUCGCCCUGUGCUCUCGCCUGCUGGAGUACACUCCCACCGCCCGCCUCACGCCCCUGGAGGCCUGUGCACACUCUUUCUUUGAUGAGCUGCGCGACCCCAAUGUCAAACUGCCCAACGGGAGAGAGAAGCCGUCCCUCUUCAACUUCACCACUCAAGAGUUGUCCAGUAAUCCCUCAUUGGCCUCCAUACUCAUCCCUGCUCACGCCCGCAGUCAGGCUGCAGCCUCCACUCCCACCAAUGCCUCUGCUACCACAGAUGGUAGCAGCACAGACCGAGGACCCCCGACCACCACGGCCUCUGCCUCCGCCUCUAACUCCACCUCCUGA